Thermochaetoides thermophila DSM 1495 is the source of this 336-nucleotide messenger RNA. RefSeq names its product ribosomal protein P1. Gene Ontology annotation, biological process: translational elongation; cytoplasmic translation. The record is from RefSeq and is a predicted model, not a curated record. Gene Ontology annotation, molecular function: protein kinase activator activity; structural constituent of ribosome; ribonucleoprotein complex binding. The transcript is spliced from 4 exons. The coding region runs from base 1 to 336 and encodes 111 amino acids. NCBI's taxonomy places the organism in Eukaryota, Fungi, Ascomycota, Sordariomycetes, Sordariales, Chaetomiaceae. Gene Ontology annotation, cellular component: ribosome; cytosolic large ribosomal subunit.
AUGUCUACCGCUGAGCUUGCGACGUCCUACGCGGCGCUGAUCCUCGCCGACGACGGUGUUGAGAUCACUGCCGACAAGAUCAACACCCUCAUCAAGGCCGCUGGCGUCACUGAGGUCGAGCCCAUCUGGGCCUCCCUUUUCGCCAAGGCUCUUGAGGGCAAGGACGUGAAGGACCUCCUCUCUGCCGUCGGCUCCGGCGGUGGUGCUGCCGCUGCCCCUGCGGCCGGUGGUGCGGCUGCUGCUGCUGCUGCUCCCGCCGAGGAGGCCAAGGAGGAGAAGAAGGAGGAGGAGAAGGAGGAGUCGGACGAGGACAUGGGCUUCGGUCUCUUCGACUAA